CAACGACCCAGCUCGCCGCCCUCCAACUUGGCCUGCAGCUUAUCAGUUCGAUGACUCCUUCGUGUCUCGCUAACCCCUGGGUACCUGGACGCCGGUCGUCCUCCUGGGCUGCUAGUGCGUUGUGAAAUUCCGAGCGGCAGUCCAACACCUCCGUGACGCUGAAGUUUGACAACGAUACAUCAGAUCGCGCCUCAAAUUGAGACUUACAGCGCCGGAGACUAUGGUUCAGAUACAUACGCUGGCGAUUGAUCCGCCGCUCCUGAACGCGUCCUGCAUGUGGGCGUCAGAACUCUCCCAGUUGCGUGAACUGUACAACUCGCCGUUCACCGGUGCCGUCACCACUCGCACAGCGAUUCUUGAUGGGUACAAGGAGAACGAGUCGAACCAAUUCGUGUUCUCUGCCGACAAGCUCACUACGCUGAACAGCUUCGGCUACUCCCCUCAUCCCCUCUCCCAGUACAUCGAGUGGGUCUUCACAGUGCUCACAUCCAGCGAGGCAGCGCCCACGCGCGCCGCUCCCAAACCUAUCAUCAUGAGCGUCACGGCCUCCAAUCCUAUCGAUCUCGCCCAGGUGAUAACGGACGUCCAGAGUCUCCGCGAGCGCCUGCGCACGGCCAGCUUCCCGUCACCCAUAGUCGACCCAGCCACCCUCGUCGCGAUCGAGCUGAACACCUCCUGCCCUAACAUCCCCUCCGCGCCCCCGCCGUCAUACCACCUCCCCUCUCUCCGUCCCCUGCUCGCAGUCCUCGCAAGCGCCGCGCACGCCGAUCCCUCAUUCACGAUCGGCCUCAAGCUCCCUCCCUACCCCGACGUGACGCGCGCCAAAGACGUCCUCGACUGCCUCGCAGAGUACACCUCCAGCGGGAGCCGCAGCCCGUUCGCGUUUCUCACAUGCACGAACACCCUCGGCGGGAGCGUGCUCUUCUCCGACCAGGUUGAUGGCGGUGUAGGCGCCCACGGGACGCCCGCGUUCGCCCUCCCGCCUGCGCUCGGCGGGCUCGGCGGCGUGCAAUUACAUCCGCUCGCGCUUGGCACAGUCCUUUCGUUCUCGCGUGCGCUCGCUGCGCAUGCGGAUCCGGCCUUGAGGGCGAUCAAGAUCAUUGGGGUGGGGGGCGUAACCGAUCGUGCGGCGGCAAAGAGGAUGAGGGCGGCGGGUGCGAGUGCUGUUGCGUGUGCGACGUUGUUGGGAAAGGAAGGCGUGCGGGCGUUUGAGAUCCUGUCUGAACCUGCAGAAGAGAAAGCUUAAGGCAUUGUUCCGUUGAAUUCUGGGUUGUGUUCACUUUAGCGUAACAGUACAUGGUGCAGUGCGCGUUGUAGAGUAUAAAACCGUAGCACGGGAAAGAAUGCUAGUUCACAAUGGCUG
Molecule: messenger RNA, 1363 nt
Organism: Laetiporus sulphureus 93-53
Lineage: Eukaryota; Fungi; Basidiomycota; Agaricomycetes; Polyporales; Laetiporaceae
Product: FMN-linked oxidoreductase
Exons: 4
Coding region: 221-1246 (341 amino acids)
Biological process (GO): 'de novo' pyrimidine nucleobase biosynthetic process
Cellular component (GO): cytoplasm
Molecular function (GO): dihydroorotate dehydrogenase activity
Source: RefSeq, a predicted model, not a curated record